Volvox carteri f. nagariensis is the source of this 1617-nucleotide messenger RNA. RefSeq lists its product as uncharacterized. The record is from RefSeq and is a predicted model, not a curated record. The transcript has 6 exons. The coding region runs from base 1 to 1617 and encodes 538 amino acids. NCBI's taxonomy places the organism in Eukaryota, Viridiplantae, Chlorophyta, Chlorophyceae, Chlamydomonadales, Volvocaceae.
AUGUCUUUAAGGCGCGAUGAUGGGCGAAGCAUAGCAGUAUGGGAGAACUCGCCAUGGCGUGCCUUCAUUCGACAACGAGAUCCUGCAGAUGCUGAGAGCCAGGCAGGAAAUGGCUCGCAGCAGUUUCGCAAUGGUCAGGACAUUUCUCAGCUCCUUUAUCAAAACAAUACGGAUGACAUUCGGGAAAUAUUUGGACGCGCGUUGGAUGCAACUCGGAGCAAUUGGAGCUAUGGACACGCAAAAUGGAACCGAAGCGGCGAUGCAAGUUCCUACGGGCUUGACGAUGACUUCUUUGACGAUGACGAUGAAGAGAGCACGACCGACACAGAAAAGGCAGAAAGUCAGCCCCAGCAAACAGAAACCUUACCCGCCUCUCCCGUGGUCCGGAACGGCAGCAUCCGCAUUGCUGCGCCCUCAUCGCGCCGGAGGCGGGGCACCGCCACUGGCAGCUGCGCUUCCGCAGAGGACUCGGACGUGCAGCAGCACGGCGGCGGCCCGGAGUGGACAGCAUCCGCCCCCCGCACCCCAGCUCGCAUGCACAUCUUAUCGCCAGGCGGUGGCAGCAGCAUCAGCGAUCCAAACUCGCAACUGGUCUGUGUGACGCGCAGCCCGCAGGGUGCCCAACCGGGCAGUCCCAUCAGCCCCUUCGCUGACGCAGGCUCACGCUCCGGCAGGGCCAGGGCGGUGACGCUCGGUGGUGGCGGCGGCGUCAGCGCCACGAUGAGCUCUAAGCUGCUGCACGUCCAAGCCGCCAGUAUGCCAGCGCGCCACAGCUUGGAAAUGAACAGCAGCCGCAAGGUAAUGUCGCCAACAGGCCCGAAUGUUUCAGGGUCGCUGCGCCGCUCCAACAGCUUUGACGAGGGCCGGCACGGCGGUGAGGCGGCAACCUCGCCGUCCGCGAGCAGGUCGACCGCAGCAGUAGUCGCAGCACAUGAACGCAGCCAGGGCAACCCGCGCGUGAUCCGUAAUCAUCGCGCGGCGACAACUACUGGUACCGUGCCUGUGGUCGCGUCGUCGUGUAGCAGCUUUCAGUACCGUACGAGUGGCGGCGGCGGCAGCAGCAGCGGCGGUGUAGAGCCACAUGCGUCGCUGCAGCGGGACGUGACGCUGAUGCGCAGCAGGUCCCGUCGGACUGGACUGCAUGGCGGCGACGACAGGUGGGCUAGCGGCUCCGACGGCGGCCAUCCUAAGAAUCCAUCGCUGGGACCGUCCUCGUCGAGCCGAAUGAUGGAAGUGCACGGGGCGCGUUCGUACACGACGCCGCACCUGACCAAGGUCGCCUCGUCGGUGGCGACAUCGGCAGCUGUUGCGGCGGCGGCUGCGCUGGUGACGCCGCUGGCGUCGGGUUCGUACUGCCAGCUCAUACAGACCCCAUCAGGGGAUGUCCGGAAGCACCCGGUGUCAACGGUUCUGGCUGCCCAUGACUCGGGUCGGAGCUUGGGUGGCCACAGCGCGGGUCACCCUGGUGAGAACGGCCGCAGCAUCCUCGGCGGGGAGAAUGGCCCCAGUGCGGUGGACUGUCUCCCAUCUCAUCUGCUCACCUACCUAACCGACAUAAUACAUACCCACAUAACCUCCGGGAUGUUGAAUGCGCUUUUUGGAGGACCUAGUCGGUAG